UACUAUUCUCCAAUAUUCCCAUUCCAACUAUAAUCAAGAUUUCAUCUAAACCGUUUUGAAAAAGUCUAUAUAUACACACCCUUAUUAAAAACAUUCUUGAAAUCAGUUACUUGUGUUUACAUAAAAAGUCUAUAUACAUAUACACACACCCUUUGGAAAACAUUCUUGAAAACAAUUGUUGGGUUUUUUGUUUUGUAACAUUAAAAAACAAUGUUUGGAAGAGGAAGAAAGAAGAGUGAUAAUACAAGGUAUUAUGAAAUCUUGGGUGUUAACAAGAAUGCAACAGAAGAUGAAAUCAAGAAAGCUUAUAGAAAAGCUGCUAUGAAAAAUCACCCUGAUAAGGGUGGUGAUCCUGAAAAGUUUAAGGAGCUAGCUCAAGCUUAUGAGGUUUUGAGUGAUUCACAGAAGCGUGAGAUUUAUGAUCAAUACGGAGAAGAUGCACUCAAAGAAGGAAUGGGGGGAGGUGGCGGCACGCAUGAUCCAUUUGACAUCUUUGAAUCUUUCUUUGGUGGAAAUCCUUUUGGAGGUGGUGGUAGUGGUAGAGGAAGAAGACAAAGGAGGGGUGAAGAUGUUGUACAUCCAUUGAAGGUCUCCCUUGAGGACCUAUACAAAGGGAUGACCAAGAAACUCUCGCUUUCGCGCAAUGUUAUUUGCUCCAAGUGUAGUGGCAAGGGGUCAAAGUCAGGUGCUUCAAUGAAGUGUUCUGGUUGUAAAGGUACUGGUAUGAAGGUUUCAAUUAGACAGCUUGGCCCUGGAAUGAUCCAACAAAUGCAGCAUCCUUGUAAUGAAUGCAAGGGUACCGGAGAGACGAUUGACGAUAAGGACCGUUGCCCUCAAUGCAAAGGCGAAAAAGUUGUUCCGGAGAAGAAAGUCCUUGAAGUUCAUGUUGAAAAAGGAAUGCAAAAUGGACAGAAAAUUACAUUCCCUGGAGAGGCCGAUGAAGCACCUGAUACGGUUACUGGAGAUAUAGUUUUCAUACUCCAGCAAAAAGAACACCCGACUUUCAAGAGAAAGGGCGAAGAUCUGUUUGUGGAUCACACAUUGAGUCUAACUGAGGCAUUGUGUGGCUUCCAGUUCAUAUUGACACACUUGGAUGGCAGACAACUACUCAUAAAAUCAAAACCUGGAGAAGUUAUUAAACCUGAUCAAUUCAAGGGAAUCAAUGAUGAAGGAAUGCCAGUCUAUCAGAGGCCAUUCAUGAGGGGUAAAUUGUACAUUCACUUCAUUGUGGAAUUCCCGGAUUCGUUGAGCCCCGAACAGGUGAAGGCUUUAGAGGCAAUCUUACCAGCAAAACCUAAAUCACAGUACACAGACAUGGAACUGGAUGAAUGUGAGGAAACUACAUUACAUGAUGUGAAUAUGGAGGAGGAAAUGAGAAGGAAACAAGCUGCACAACAAGAAGCAUAUGAUGAGGAUGAUGAGAUGCAUGGUGGUAGAUCAGAGAGGGUACAAUGUGCUCAACAGUGAAGUGUCUUUUUAUAAAGAGGUUUUUGGUUAAAUAAUAGAUCAGCAAUAGGGAGGGCUAGAAAUAACCAAAGCUUGACAUUUGCUUCUUGUUUGGUUUACUUUAUCUGCUGCCGCUGUUGUUUUGGAAAAGCAAUGUAGUGGGAAGUCAAAAACAGCUACUUUAUAAAAUGCAAAAAUAUAUUUUCUUUCCUUGUUCC
Messenger RNA from Lycium barbarum (goji berry), 1664 nucleotides. RefSeq names its product dnaJ protein homolog. The coding region runs from base 211 to 1467 and encodes 418 amino acids. Lineage: Eukaryota; Viridiplantae; Streptophyta; Magnoliopsida; Solanales; Solanaceae. Gene Ontology annotation, molecular function: ATP binding; Hsp70 protein binding. Gene Ontology annotation, cellular component: cytosol; cytoplasm. Gene Ontology annotation, biological process: protein refolding; response to heat. The transcript has 6 exons. The record is from RefSeq and is a predicted model, not a curated record.